AUGAAGCAGUCGACCUUGCAUCAUGAGAAUUGCGUCACAAUUUGGCAAGCAAAAUAUUUCAUCGGAGUUUUUGAAGCUUGUCAUCUGUUGGAAUUCGUCCUUGUAUUUUUAUUUUUUGUUCCCAUUUCAACCCUACCGAGGUCAGAAAUCAGAAUAAGAAAAGUGAUAUGUAGUUGAAUGUUCACAAGUCAGCAAACAAAGAUAAUGCCAUUUUAAUUUUCUUUGGACAGCAAUAAACUAGCGUUUUUCAUAUAGUUGAAGAUGACAGACAGGAUUGAUAUUGACCAACCACUAUGGAAUCAGAAUACAUUUAUUGGAAGGUUCAAGCAUUUCCUCUGGGUUACUGACCCAAGAACAUGUGUUGUUAGUGAAGACACCCUAGAUAAAGCAAAAGUUCUCGUAGAAAAAUAUAGAAAAGGACAGGAACCUCCAGGCACAACGUUGGAACAAAUAAUUUACGCUAAGAAACUGUAUGAGAGUGCAUUCCAUCCAGAUACUGGAGAUAAGCAAAAUGUAUUUGGUCGUAUGUCUUUUCAAGUUCCUGGGGGUAUGGCCAUCACAGGAGCUAUGCUACAGUGGUAUAGAACCCCUUUCGCUGUCGUUUUCUGGCAGUGGGUGAAUCAGUCAUUCAACGCUCUAGUCAAUUAUACUAAUCGUAAUGCAAAAUCUCCUACAUCCACUACCCAGCUUCUAGUAGCCUAUGUUUCUGCCACUUCUUCUGCGAUGGUCGUAGCUGUCGGACUCAAGCAGUACUGGUCAAAGAAGGCUUCUCCUAUAGUACAGAGAUAUGUACCGUUUGCUGCGGUUGCAGCAGCGAAUUGCAUAAAUAUUCCGUUGAUGAGACAGAAUGAAAUAACAUAUGGUAUCGAUUGUACUGAUGAAAAUGGUCGCAUUGUAGGAAAAUCCAAAUUAGCUGCUGCAAAAGGCAUAACUCAAGUAGUUAUCUCUCGAAUUGUAAUGUGUGCUCCUGGUAUGUUAAUUCUACCAGUAAUCAUGGAAAGAGCUGAGAAAUACAAGUUUAUGCAGAAAAUAACUUAUUUACACGGACCUAUACAAGUUAUGGCUGUUGGAUGUUUUUUGUCUUUCAUGGUACCAACUGCCUGCGCUCUCUUCCCUCAAAGAUGCUCCAUCAAAACUUCAACAUUAGCUUGGCUAGAACCAGAAGAGUUUGAAAAGAUGAAGAUCAACUGUGGAGAUAAAAUGCCUGCGAGAGUUUACUUCAAUAAGGGUCUUUAGACUGCCAAUAAUUGUAGUAAAUACUAGAAGUAGUACGUUGAACUUACAACUGCGGAGAUAAAAUGCCUGUGAGAGUUCACUUCAAUAAGGGUCUUUAGACUGCCAACAAUUAUAGUAAAUACUAGAGGUAGUAAUUUGAACUUUUGAAUAUAGUACAUGUAAAAAAAACUCAAAAACUAGUGAUAUUGUAGUGGAGGUACUUAAUUUAUUUCAGCAAUAUUUAAUUUAUACGAGAGUAAUAGGUUUGCAAUAAUUUUAAACUCUUUAUUGUUGAAUUUGUUUUGAAUUAUACAGUUUAAAAUACAUAA
Messenger RNA from Leptinotarsa decemlineata (Colorado potato beetle), 1544 nucleotides. It is a transcript of the gene Sfxn2, whose product is annotated as Sideroflexin 2. Gene Ontology annotation, molecular function: monoatomic ion transmembrane transporter activity. Gene Ontology annotation, cellular component: mitochondrial inner membrane. Gene Ontology annotation, biological process: serine import into mitochondrion; monoatomic ion transport. The record is from RefSeq and is a predicted model, not a curated record. Lineage: Eukaryota; Metazoa; Arthropoda; Insecta; Coleoptera; Chrysomelidae.